This is a messenger RNA of Naegleria lovaniensis, 2157 nucleotides long. RefSeq lists its product as uncharacterized. Gene Ontology annotation, biological process: transmembrane transport. The record is from RefSeq and is a predicted model, not a curated record. Lineage: Eukaryota; Heterolobosea; Eutetramitea; Acrasida; Naegleriidae. Bases 1 to 2157 code for a protein of 718 amino acids. The transcript has 4 exons. Gene Ontology annotation, cellular component: membrane. Gene Ontology annotation, molecular function: ABC-type oligopeptide transporter activity; ATP hydrolysis activity; ATP binding.
AUGGUUGUAGAAGAACAACAACAACAACAACCUUUUGGACAACAAUAUGAAGAAAUCAAAUUGAACCCCUCAUCGGGAGUAGAAAUCUCAUCAUCCUCUUCCAAAAUGUUAUUGAAUAACGCCGAUCAGAGCCAGACCAGUCUUUCCCCAUCGGGUUCCAACACUAACGGAGCAGGUCAAGGAGCAAAUACGAACAAUACCACUCCUCAACAACCAGAACGUAGAAGCAGAAAUCCCUUCAAACGAUUCAAAAAGAAGAAGGAACAAGCAGAUCAGGAAGAAAUUAAAGAUGAAAGAGAGCCACCGAUCAAGGCAUCUGAUAAUUUGACCAUUUUCAAGAUCUUUGGUUGGAAUUGGUUGUUAGUGCUCAUUGGAAGUAUUGGUUCGUUGGGAAAUGGUGUGAUUCCAUUAUCAUUCCAGUUUGUCAUGGGUGACUUGUUAAACAUUUUCCAACCUAAAAACGGAGUCAUUCCAACUGUAGAUUCCAUGAAGUCCAACAUCGCAACAGUUGCCAUCAAUUUCGCUAUUAUUGCCGCUGCAGCUGCAAUUGCUAGUUUCCUUUCACAAUUCUUCUUGAAUUGGGCCAGCGAACGAAUGGGAGUUGCAUUGAGAAAGGCCUACUUUAACGCAUUGACUUCACAAGAAAUGGGAUUUUUUGACAUUAAGAAGACAGGUGCUCUCACUGUUGCAUUAAGUGAAGACAUUUCCAAAAUUCAAGAAGCCUACUCCAACAAACUUGCUCUCUUUUUACAAAACUUUGCUCAGUUCAUUGUUGGAGUCGUUUUGGCCUUUGUGAGUAGUUACCAAAUGUCUCUGGUAAUGGUCUCUACGAGUCCAUUGUUGGUUCUUGGUAUUGGAAUUUUAAGCAAACUCGUAGAAUUUUUGACAAAGAAAACCAAUAAGGCAACAGAACACAGCGCUGCUCUUGCAACAGAAGUCGUAGGUGCUUUCAGAACUGUGAAAAGCAUGGGCUGUGAAGUGAAGGAACAAGGAAGAUUUGCUCAAGACUUGAAAAAUAUUCACUUGUAUGGUUUAAUUAAGGCUGGCAUGCAAGGAACAACUUUUGCUGCUGUCUCCAUCAUUUUGUGGGGUACUGUUGCUCUAGCUUUCUGGUAUGGAGGUGGUCUCGUUGCUGAAGGAACCAUUACUGUCGGUGACAUGAUGAAAGUGUUCGGUAUGAUGUUGUUUGGUGUUUUGGGUCUUUCCCAAGCUGGUACUGUUCUUCCAGACUUCUCUAAGGCUCAAAUGUCUCAAAAAACUCUGUUGAAAGUACUCAAGAGACAACCUGCUAUUCCAUUCAGAGGUGGUGUCAUUCCUCAAGAAACUCUUAAGGGUAAUAUUCAAAUUAGAAAUGUUAACUUCUCUUAUCCAUCAAGACCAAAUGUCACCGUGUUGAAGAACUUUAACAUGGAAAUCAAGCCAGGUACAUCUGUUGCUCUGGUUGGUCCCUCAGGAUCAGGAAAAUCUACCAUUGUCGGCCUUCUUGAAAGAUUCUAUGAUCCACAAGAAGGAGAAAUUAUCAUUGACGGUCACAAGAUUAAGGAUAUUGAUCCUCAAUGGCUUCACAAGAAUAUUGGUAUUGUCACACAAGAACCUGUCCUCUUUUCUUGCACUAUUCGAGAAAACAUUGCCUAUGCUGCUGGUCUUGAAAAUGUGACACAGGAACAAAUUGAGAGCGCAGCCAAAGCUGCCAAUUGCCACAAUUUUAUUGUUGAAAUGCCUGAUGGUUAUGAUACUAAAUUGGGAGAGAAGGGUAUCUCACUUUCUGGUGGUCAAAAGCAGCGUGUCGCAAUUGCACGUGCAGUCUUACAAAAUCCUCAAAUCUUGUUAUUGGAUGAGGCUACAUCUGCUCUUGAUACAGAAUCAGAAGCUUUGGUUCAGCAAGCUUUGGACAACUUGAUGAAAGGUAGAACCACCAUUUGUAUUGCUCACAGACUCAGUACCGUUCAAAAUUGCGACACUAUUUAUGUAUUGGUGAAAGGAGAGUUGAAGGAGUCUGGUACACAUCACGAGUUGCUUAAAAUUGAAGAUGGUGUCUACAAGAAGUUGGCUGAAAAACAAAUGUUGUUCGGUAGAAGUGAUAGUGUAGAGUUUGACCGUGUGACGACCCAGGAAAUAAUUUCAGAUGAAACAUCUUCGAACAUCAUUCACGAGUAA